Arabidopsis lyrata subsp. lyrata is the source of this 2850-nucleotide messenger RNA. RefSeq names its product protein transport protein sec23-1. The transcript is spliced from 2 exons. The coding region runs from base 242 to 2623 and encodes 793 amino acids. NCBI's taxonomy places the organism in Eukaryota, Viridiplantae, Streptophyta, Magnoliopsida, Brassicales, Brassicaceae. The record is from RefSeq and is a predicted model, not a curated record. Gene Ontology annotation, cellular component: endoplasmic reticulum exit site; COPII vesicle coat. Gene Ontology annotation, molecular function: zinc ion binding; GTPase activator activity. Gene Ontology annotation, biological process: intracellular protein transport; COPII-coated vesicle cargo loading; endoplasmic reticulum to Golgi vesicle-mediated transport.
AAGAGAAGAACGAAUCUACUUCUCAUGGACAGACUCUGAAAGCGUAAAAAUCAAAGAAUGUUUUCUGAUUCUUCGCCGGCCGGAAAAAAUUCUACAAACUCCGGUGAAACCCUUUACUCCGAUUUUCCUUCACUACCCUGAGAAACCAAAAACAAACUUGAUCUGAGAAUCUUCAUCACCACUUUCAGAUCCAUGAAAACGGAUUUGAAAAUCCACAAUCAGUAAAAUCGAAGAUCUAGUUAUGGAUUUCUUAGAGCUAGAAGCGAUCGAAGGAUUAAGAUGGUCAUGGAACUCAUGGCCAACUACAAAAUCCGAUUGCGAAUCUCUCGUUGUUCCAUUAAGUAUCAUGUAUACUCCAUUGAUGCAAUUCUCUGAGCUUCCAACGAUUCCUUAUGAUCCAUUGAUUUGUUCUCGUUGUGGAGCUGUGUUAAACCCUUACGCUCGUGUUGAUUAUCAAUCUCGAAUCUGGUCUUGUCCCUUUUGCUUUCACAAAAACCUUUUCCCUCGUUCUUACUCUGGAAUCACUGAAACUAAUCUCCCGGCGGAGCUUUUUCCGACUUAUAGCGCUGUUGAAUACUCUCCGCCGCUGCCGCGUAAGUCGGGUUCAGCGACGACGACUCCGACUGCUGGUGGGAGUUGGAGUAAUGGGUUUAAUCAAGGGCUUAGAUCAAUGUCUUCGAAUUCGUCAUUUUCGUCUCUUGCUUCUUCUGUUGGAGGUGGUGGUGGUGUGAUUAGUGAGCUUGGACCUGCGUUUGUGUUUGUUGUUGAUGCGUCUAUGGUGGAGGAUGAGUUAAGAGCUGUGAGAAGUGAGCUUUUGUUUGUGAUUGAGCAGUUGCCUGAGAAUUGUUUGGUGGCUUUGAUUACUUUUGAUUCUAUGGUUAGGGUUUAUGAUUUGGGUUUCUCUGAUUGCUCUAAAGUUGUUGUUUUUCAUGGUGAGCGUGAUCUUUCUCCAGACCAGAUACAACAAUUUCUGGGACUUGGAUAUUUGAAGCAGCUUCAUCAUGGAAAGAUGUCAGGGAUUCGGAAGCAAAGUUUCUUGCUUCCGUUGGUGGAAUGUGAGUUUAACUUAACAUGUGCGUUUGAAGAAAUUGUUCCCUUGGUUGAUGUCAAACCGGGUCAUCGGCCUCAUAGGUCAACCGGUGCUGCGAUCUCAACAGCAUUGGGACUGCUCGAGGGAUGUUCUGUAACCACGGGUUCUCGGAUUAUGGUUUUCACAUCGGGGCUUACUACAAGAGGCCCUGGGAUCAUUGUGGACUCUGAUUUAAGUAAUUCGAUCAGAACUCACAGAGAUAUUAUCACUGGUCAGGUGUCUUAUUACGAUAAAUCUUGCGGGUUUUACAAGAAACUAGCAAAAAGGCUAUGCGAUACGUCUGCUGCUCUAGAUGUGUUCGCUUGCUCUCUUGACCAAGUUGGAGCAGCGGAAAUGAGAUAUGCAGUGGAAAUGUCUGGUGGAUUUCUCUUACUGGGAGAAACAUUUGAGUCCGAGCAAUUCAAAAAAUGUCUCAGACAUAUAUUCAUCCGCGAUGCAGAUGGGAACCUGAGUAUGUACUUUGAUGUGUCUUUAGAAGUUGUGACGACUAAGGAUAUGAGAAUCUGCGGUGCACUCGGUCCAGUUGUGUCGCUAAGACAGAAGAACGAUAUAGUGAGCGAAACAGAGAUUGGUGAAGGCGGAACAUAUAUGUGGAAAACGAGCACUGUCACGAAUAAGACAUGUGUGUCAUUCUUGUUUCAUGUGAGCAACGAACAGAAUCGAAAACCGCAGCCUGGUUCCGCGUUCUUCAUUCAGUUCAUUACUCGGUAUCGGUAUGGAAAUGGAGGAAUGAGGAAACGGGUUACAACUGUUGCUAGAAGAUGGGUUGCUGGAAAAUCGCCAGAAAUCUCGUCAGGUUUUGAUCAAGAAACAGCUGCUUCAGUUAUGGCGCGGCUUGCAAUUAACCGAGCAGAGGAGUGUUACGCAAGAGACGUUAUUAGGUGGUUAGAUGAUGGUUUAAUCCGCUUUGCUUCACGGUUUGGAGAUUAUAUUCAAGAAGAUCCAUCUUCUUUCAGGUUGACUCCAAACUUCUCCCUUUAUCCUCAGUUCAUGUUCUAUCUACGAAGAUCACAGUUUCUUGACGUCUUCAACAAUUCCCCGGAUGAAACCGGUUUUUUCCGGUUAAUGUUAAACCGGGAAGGAGUGGUAAACUCAAUCAUCAUGAUUCAACCAACGCUUCUCCGGUAUUCAUUCGACGGACCGCCAGUUCCAGUCCUCCUCGAUAUCCGGUCAGUGACUGCAGACGUGAUUUUGCUAUUCGAUUCAUACUUCUACGUGGUUAUCCACCAUGGAUCAAAAAUCGCCCAAUGGAGGAAACUCGAGUAUCAUAAAGACCCGAGCCACGAGACUUUCCGGAACCUUCUGGAAGCACCCGAAAUCGAUGCGGCGCAGUUAGUGACUGAUAGGAUUCCAAUGCCACGGAUUGUACGGUGUGACCAGCACGGUAGUCAAGCUCGGUUUCUUCUUGCCAAGCUCAAUCCUUCGGUAACUCAGAAAACAGAUCAUACCGGUGGUUCAGAUAUUGUUCUCACUGAUGAUUUGAGUCUUCAAGAUUUCCUAGAAGAUUUGCAAUCUCUGGCAGUAAAAGGCUGAGAAAUGUGGCAGCAAACCUGUAAAUUGGUUUGGUUUUGAAUCGGUACUGGUAAUGGUUUUGACUAGUUGGGUUUCACGAACAAUUGAUAUUGGUAUUUUAGUCAUCAUCUACACCUGUUAUUGUUAGGUUUUCUGAAUCUUUUUAGAUUGAAAUGGAAAUUCGAAAUGUAUGAUUUGGUUUGGACCUGAUUUAUUAUACAGAAAUGUUUUGAUCUUUGUGAACACUA